Molecule: messenger RNA, 2845 nt
Organism: Oncorhynchus mykiss (rainbow trout)
Lineage: Eukaryota; Metazoa; Chordata; Actinopteri; Salmoniformes; Salmonidae
Gene: hoxc6a
Product: homeobox C6a
Biological process (GO): regulation of transcription by RNA polymerase II; anterior/posterior pattern specification
Cellular component (GO): nucleus
Molecular function (GO): DNA-binding transcription factor activity, RNA polymerase II-specific; RNA polymerase II cis-regulatory region sequence-specific DNA binding
Source: RefSeq, a predicted model, not a curated record
UUGUAUCCGUAAAGAUAUCGCCUACCAUCUCAAUAACAGUGCUUUGUGGAUACAUAUCCUCUGACGUAGCCUGAUCAAUUCUCUACUCACGGUUGAUUGCUGGGUUUUCAGGAAAAGUGUUCUGAACGGUUACCACUUAGGCUAGUAACUUCAAAUACAAUUAAACACUAUUCUCUUUUUUUUUACAUUGUUAUUCUUCUUGCGUUUACAAUCCAACGCAUUCGUUUCAGAGGCUCAGGAUGUAUCGUUAUGUAGGCUAUACACAGAGUUAUUUGUUGGUGAGCUGAGAAACUUCACUUGGUUUUAUUGCCCUUCACAGAAGAGACCCUAAACGCAUUCUUAUCACCACCGCCCUUCCCCCUAGCAAUCGGAAUUACCCGUUAAGAGCCAAGGCACGAUAAUUACCUUCAAGUCAUGUAAUGCUAAUUCAUACACGAUGUAAAACAUGGAAAGAAUGUGAAAAAUUCUUGCCCAGCAAAAACACAAGAACCAACAGAGCACGCGAGCUUUAUGAGAGCGCUACCACUACAUAAACAUCUGAUUUGGAUACAACCUACACUGAAUAUGUACACAGUGGCGAGGACAAACGAUACAUUAUCUUACAUAUUACAUUGUACUCUUUAUUGGCUUUCACAAUUUUCAAAUACGUGCGUGCGAACUACAUUGUCCUUGUGUGUAAGUGUGUUACACACACACACGUGCACUCACACGCACACACACACGCCAUGCCACAUAAGCAGGUAAAACAUAUGUAGAGGUAUCAAUUUAUUUAUCCCAUUUAUAAACUUACAUAAAAAAAAACUAAAAUGCCAAUUCAGUGACGGGAUUAUUCUGUUUCUGGACAGCAGUUUGAUAUUGCAGACAUAUACACGUCGCUUAUAUAUUUAUAGUGUCUUGUUUUCUUGCUCAGUGUGGAAUGUCCAACUAACUUAAUGCAUGCGUUGCUAUGCCCCACUAACUUAAUGCAUUCGUUUUCUGGCUGCAUUUUUAGAGCUAUAGCUGGUUAGCUAAAAGCUACAGUUUCCUUGCUCUCAAUUGGUGGAGAAUGGUCAGCUGACAUUGUCAUAUUGCCUCUCUCUGGAGCUAAGCGAUCAGCUAUAACACUCGGGUUUGUGAGUCUUACCGGAGAUUGGAAAUUAAUAAUAUUGAAACCUCAAGCAACCGUCUAUUUAUACAAGCAGCGAAAGGGUGAAAGGAAGGUUUUGCAAAGGUGUGUGAGCAGCCAGCAACAUAUCCAGAAUAAGGGAAAGGGAAAGGGGGAGCUACUGAGAGGGGAAAGUGGAGAAAAAAAGACUGAUUAAGAAGUGCGGAGAGUUGAAGAAGAAGGGUUGCAGACAAGGUAUGAAUUCGUAUUUCGCAAACCCGUCACUCUCCUGCCAUUUAUCCGGUGGUCAAGAUGUUUUGCCAAGCGUGCCACUAAAUUCCACCACUUAUGACACAGUGAGACAUUUUUCGUCGUAUGGGGCUGCUGUGACCCAGAAUCGGAUAUACGCAAAUCCUUUCUAUUCUCCCCAAGACAAUGUUGUUUUUGGGCCGAGCCGAGCAUCCUAUGAGUAUCAUGGAUCUAAUGUGUUUCUUCAAGACAAGGAUGGAGGUCUUGCCAGUUGCAGACAAACAACAAGCAUGGGACUGAAUGCACAAAACCACAUUGCUCAGGAGUACAGUUUGGAUCAAGCCAGAGGUGGAUCGCAGGAGCAGAAAGCUAACGUCCAGAUAUACCCGUGGAUGCAGCGAAUGAACUCUCACAGCGGAGUUGGGUAUGGGUCAGACAGACGCAGAGGACGCCAGAUAUACUCCCGUUACCAAACACUGGAACUAGAGAAGGAGUUCCAUUUCAACCGCUAUCUAACCAGACGUAGACGUAUCGAAAUAGCAAACGCCCUUUGUUUGACAGAACGUCAGAUCAAAAUUUGGUUCCAGAAUCGUCGCAUGAAAUGGAAGAAAGAGAGCAGCCUGACGUCGACGGUGACGGGAAGUGAAUCGACAGGGGCCACGGCGGAGAAGGAACGAGACGGCGUGGAAGAGGAGAAAGAGGAGGAAAAGAAAGAGAAAGAAUGAAAGACAUUUUAAAACGAAAUCAUGAAACUCCACUAAACUACCUAGCCAUUCAAAGACUACAAACUCCCCUGCAUGAUAUUAUUCUGCUAUUUGUCCCUCUCUCUCACAAACUCGUAGCCUUCGCGCGCGUAAAAACAUGCAAUAUUCUGCCAUUCGGAUCAUUUUAGGCUGGAAAAAGCAUAUAGUUAACUGAUAGCUGUUUACUUCUGGUGGCAUAAUGUCCUUUGCCAUAGUCAUGCUAUUUGUGUUGUGAAAUGUGAAACAUUCACCAUUUCCCUCCAGAAUUGUCCCAUUUACACUGUAAAAUAUAUCUUUCGGAUUACUUCAGUCAAUUCACAUAGGUCAGUGUUGGGGAUGGUUUACAAACACAAUAGGGCAUAAGCAUUCCAAAUGUGAAGGAAAUGCUCAGGCAUACUUAUUUCGUUUGUGUUAAUGUACUUGAAUCUUCACAUUCCCAUGAAUCCCAUCGCAAUAUGACUCCUGCAAAAUAUCCUGAAAGCUCUCACGGGGUGAACUACACUACCUAAAUUGUAGAUAUGCCUGUAUAUAUUCUAUGUAUUCCCAUAUAUACUCUGUGAGGGCUUUGUGUGCAUUAUGCUGCUUAAACGGAUGUUCUCUUAACGUUGCACUUACCACUUUUUGGCAUAAUAACCGUUUAUGGUUACCCAAGACUACCUAAUAAAAAGGGAGAAAUGAUACAAGAGGAAUCAAUCACGUUGUUUAAGGUUGUGAAUUUAUGUUUUGUGUAUCAUUGAAUAAAAUGUUUUCAAAACAGUUCCGUCCGUGU